GCGGUGCUUGUUAGUUUCGUAGACUUGCAGAUGCUUUGAUCCGGCAACGGUGAUUGCUGCCCUAGCUGCAACUUUAAGCAAGUUGGGUUCUGCGACAAAGACUUAUUUUCCGACAGACAUAUUGGAAGUGCACCAGACAUGGCAGCUCCAUCACUCCAAUCCUUCUGUCUUCCAUGGCUACUACUUGUUCUACUCUUUAUGGCAUUGUUUGCUUCAGCAUCAGCACUACCAAAGACAAUUCCGAGACUCGGUGUGCUUCGAGGAGAAUUGAAUCCAGAAAAAAGUGAAGCAGCAUUGGCUUCGGAGGAUCUCGAGACUUAUUACUACGACCAAACACUUGAUCACUUCAACUAUAAGCCAGAAAGCUAUGCUAUCUUUAAGCAAAGGUACAUGGUGAGCUACAAGCACUGGCAUGGCGCGCAUGUCGCCGCUCCGAUAUUUGCGUAUCUUGGUGAGGAGUCAUCAGUGGAUGAUGAUGUGAAAGGCAUUGGAUUUUUAUCUGAUAAUGCAGCUAGGUUUGGUGCUCUUAUAGUGUAUAUAGAGCAUCGAUAUUAUGGAAAAUCAGUCCCAUUCGGAGGAUUUCAAAACGAAACAUUGAAGAAUGCAACGGAACGCGGUUACUUCAACUCAGCUCAAGCUUUGGCAGAUUAUGCAGAGGUGCUAACUUACUUGAAACAGAAGUUAUCAGCAGAGGCUUCUCCUAUUAUUGUUAUUGGGGGAUCUUAUGGAGGAAUGCUUGCUUCAUGGUUCCGGUUAAAAUAUCCUCACAUUGCCCUUGGAGCACUGGCAUCUUCAGCUCCAAUUCUCUAUUUUGAUGGCGUUACACCAGCAGAAGCAUAUUAUGAUGUUGUCACAAAGGACUUUAGAGAAACUAGUGAGAGUUGCUACAACACCAUAAAAAUGUCUUGGUCGGAAAUCGAUAGAGUUGCUGCUAAACAAGAUGGCCUGUCUAUCCUUAGCAAAAAGUUCAAAGCCUGCAAACCAUUGGACAGUGCAUCCGCUUUGAAGAACUAUUUGGACAAUAUGUACACAGGGGCAGCACAAUAUGACAGGCCACCUAGAUAUCCUGUCACUGUGGUUUGCAGUGGCAUUGAUGGAGAGACAACAGAAGGCAGCGAUUUACUCGACAAGAUUGCUGCCGGAAUGUUUGCUUAUAGAGGAGAAAAGGAUUGUUAUCAACUCCAGGAUUUCUUUCCAUCAGAAACUCGGUUGGGCUGGAAUUGGCAGGUAUGUAGUGAUAUUGUGAUACCGAUUGGCGUAGGCAACGACACCAUGUUUCCACCUUCACCAUUUAAUAUGACCGACAACACCGAAUAUUGCAAGGAGAAAUAUGGAGUUACUCCAAGACCGCAUUGGGUCACUACUUAUUACGGCGGUCAAAAUAUAAAACAAGUCCUCAGGAGGUUUGCCAGCAACAUCAUCUUCUCCAACGGCCUCCGCGAUCCUUAUAGCAGUGGAGGAGUAUUGGAAGACAUUUCACACACUGUAGUUGCAGUUUCUACCAAACAAGGUUCUCAUUGUCUGGACAUAUUGCCAGCGAGAAAAGAAGAGGAUCCGGAAUGGUUGGUGAUGCAGCGGAACAUAGAGCUUGAGAUCAUCAAUGGAUGGAUUCUGAAAUACUAUGAAGAUCUGCUCAAAGAGUUGGAGAGAAAUUGAAAAUGUCAUGUUUAGACUUGAGAUUUAGGCAUGCAUCAUUGCAUGGCAAAUUAAAUAAAACAUGAUUGAUUGAAGAGAUUUAAAUCUCUUGCAUUCAGUCCUUCCUUGCUGUAUGUAAUGCCUUCAAUUAUCCCAGGCUUGCUUGCAUA
Molecule: messenger RNA, 1805 nt
Organism: Tripterygium wilfordii
Lineage: Eukaryota; Viridiplantae; Streptophyta; Magnoliopsida; Celastrales; Celastraceae
Product: lysosomal Pro-X carboxypeptidase-like
Exons: 10
Coding region: 139-1656 (505 amino acids)
Biological process (GO): proteolysis
Molecular function (GO): serine-type exopeptidase activity; dipeptidyl-peptidase activity
Source: RefSeq, a predicted model, not a curated record